AUGGAAGUUACAGAGGAAGAAUUGACUGCUCACAAGGUUAUUUUAGAGCAGGGACCGAUUUUCGUGGACGAGAUAAAACUUCACGAAUUAAUUGACUACGAGUUACCCGAUACUUCUUGGGAACAAUUACAGAUAAUAUUAGACAGUUUGCAUUCUUUUGGAUUAGUCAGGAAACGACAAACCCACGAUGAAAGAGUUUUAUAUCAAGCUCGUACAAAAGAAAUUGCAAAAAAAUUACAAAACCUUGACGAGAAAGAAUUCGAAAUAUAUGAGCUCAUAGAAAAUUCGGAGAGAAAAGGUAUCGCAAAGUCCGAAAUCCAAAAGACAACUAAAAUUGUACAAUCCAUAGUUGAAAGUAGUUUAAAGUCCAUGCAAGACCAACAACUGGUUAAAGAGCCAGCUGAUGAAUCUCUUAGCAGAUUAUUGUACAAUAAUGGAGAAGUUGAUACAAUAGUUGUAGAGGCUUUAAAAUCAUUAUGUUAUAAUUUUAUAUAUCACAGAAGUUUUCCAAAAGACUUGGAGGAGGAAGCAAUAUAUUUUCCUGCUUACACUGGUUAUGCUACUCUAGCAAAAAUUGUACAAUGCAUACAAGAGUCAAAAUUAAUCACAGAAGUAGAUGUCGAAGAUGCUGACAUACGUCAAAUUUUAGAUGUUCUGAUUUUUGAAGGGAAAAUUGUAAGACUGGUUUCGGGCGCAAUACCUGAUUCAGAUACAAUGGACAUCAUUGAUACAAGUCAUGAUUCCCACGUUAUGUAUAUGGCAAAAAAGCCAAGAGCAGUGAGCAAUGCUUGGACUCCAACACCAUGUGGCAGGUGUCCGUAUUUUAAAGAUGAAUGUACAGAGGAUGGAGAAAUUUCGCCAUCUAAUUGCGUAUUUUAUCCUCAAUGGCUUAACCGAGGUAUUAGUUUGAUUAAUGAACCGAGUAAAUCCAAAGGAAAGGAAAAAAAUAUCAUGGACUGGUGA
Messenger RNA from Cetraspora pellucida, 963 nucleotides. The record is from the annotation of a GenBank genome assembly. Lineage: Eukaryota; Fungi; Glomeromycota; Glomeromycetes; Diversisporales; Gigasporaceae.